Messenger RNA from Funneliformis geosporum, 552 nucleotides. The record is from the annotation of a GenBank genome assembly. Lineage: Eukaryota; Fungi; Glomeromycota; Glomeromycetes; Glomerales; Glomeraceae.
AUGGAGCAGAUAGAUAUUAUUAAUCAGAAAGGAGAGGUAGUAACGACAAGCAAAGUGAAAAGCCGCGGAGAAAUUGCCGGAAGUACUCGCAAAAUUUAUCGGCAAAAAGGAACCGGUGGAGCCCGCCAUGGUCAUCGUUACGCCCCUCAAUUUCGGGGUGGGGGAGUAGCUUUUGGUCCUACCGGAAAAGAAGUUUUUUCCCUAAAAGUUAAUACGAAAUUGAAAGAAAAAAUUUUUCGCUCACUCUUAAGUGAAAAAAUGCGUAACAAAGCAAUAAUUAUCAUCGAUAAAGUGAAGUUGGAAGAUUAUAAAACCAAGGAAGCAAAAAAAUUACUUAGCAUUUUACCAACCAAAGAAAUUAUUAGGACUAAAAUCCUUCUAGUGUUAGCUAAUAGUGAGGAAAAUAAGCAAGAGAUAACCCGCUCUUUUCGCAAUUUACCUUAUGUCAAUAUUAGUGAUAGUAAAUCAAUUAAUUCCAAUCAUUUGUUGACCUCUAAUUAUCUCGUUUUUACUCAUUUAGCUUUGACUGAAACCGAAAAGAGAUUAAAUUAA